This is a messenger RNA of Coregonus clupeaformis (lake whitefish), 518 nucleotides long. Its product is annotated as protein S100-A1-like. The transcript has 3 exons. Lineage: Eukaryota; Metazoa; Chordata; Actinopteri; Salmoniformes; Salmonidae. The record is from RefSeq and is a predicted model, not a curated record. The coding region runs from base 79 to 378 and encodes 99 amino acids. Gene Ontology annotation, molecular function: calcium ion binding. Gene Ontology annotation, cellular component: cytoplasm.
CUGCAACCUCUCUCAGAUCACACUAGCCCAGGAUUCUAACCAGUAGGUGGUGAGAGACAUUGCCCUCCUAUCUGCACCAUGCCAAGUCAACUCCAGAGUGCCAUGGACGCACUUAUAACCGUUUUCUACAAAUACUCCGGGAACGACGGCGACAAAUACAAGCUCAACAAGGGAGAGCUGAAACAGCUACUGAACAGUGAACUCACUGACUUUCUCAUGUCUCAGAAAGACCCCAUGCUGGUGGAGAAGAUCAUGAAUGAUCUGGAUUCCAACAAAGACAACGAGGUGGACUUUAAUGAGUUUGUGGUUCUGGUGGCGGCCCUGACCGUAGCCUGCAACGACUUCUUCCAGGAGAAGCAGAAGAAGAAAGCCAACUAACAGUUAAGUCCGAAAUGGCUUCCCCUUGCCUAUUUAGUGCACUACUAUUGGCCAAAGUCUCAUAGGGCUAUGACCGGUCUACAGUCGUGGUCAAAAGUUUUGAGAAUGACACAAGUAUUGGUCUUCACAAAGUUUGCUGC